This is a messenger RNA of Exophiala mesophila, 1051 nucleotides long. Its product is annotated as 60S ribosomal protein L2-A. NCBI's taxonomy places the organism in Eukaryota, Fungi, Ascomycota, Eurotiomycetes, Chaetothyriales, Herpotrichiellaceae. The coding region runs from base 57 to 821 and encodes 254 amino acids. The transcript has 6 exons. The record is from RefSeq and is a predicted model, not a curated record. Gene Ontology annotation, molecular function: RNA binding; structural constituent of ribosome. Gene Ontology annotation, cellular component: ribosome; cytosolic large ribosomal subunit. Gene Ontology annotation, biological process: cytoplasmic translation.
CAUAUCUUCAAUUGCCUGCAUUUCAACAUCGACCUCAUCCAUCGACAACCGCCAGGAUGGGUCGCGUUAUUCGAAAUCAGCGAAAGGGCCGCGGCUCUAUUUUCACCGCCCACCAGAGACUCCGAGUCGCACCUGCCAAAUUCCGACAACUCGACUUCUCAGAGCGUCACGGGUAUGUUCGAGGUGUGGUAAAAGAAAUCAUCCACGAUCCCGGUCGAGGUGCCCCUCUCGCACGAGUGUCAUUCAGAUCGCCCUACAAAUUCAAGGAUAGAGUCGAAACCUUCAUCGCCAACGAAGGUCUCUUCACCGGCCAAUUCAUCUAUGCCGGUAAGAAUGCCAGCUUGACGAUUGGAAACAUCUUGCCUGUUGGAUCACUCCCCGAAGGAACCGUUGUGUCGAACGUGGAAGAGAAGACCGGUGACCGAGGUGCUUUGGGACGAACAUCUGGCAACUAUGUGACGGUGAUUGGACACAACCCCGAUGAGGGCAAAACCCGAGUCAAGCUCCCCAGUGGCGCGAAGAAGGUCAUUCUCAGCUCGGCUCGAGGCAUGGUGGGAAUUGUGGCCGGUGGUGGACGAACAGACAAGCCCAUUCUCAAGGCAUCCCGCGCCAAGCAUAAGUUCGCCGUCAAGCGCAACUCAUGGCCCAAGACUCGUGGUGUUGCCAUGAACCCCGUCGACCAUCCCCACGGUGGUGGUAACCAUCAACAUAUUGGUAAAGCAUCCACCAUCUCCAGAUAUGCCGCCCAAGGUCAAAAGGCUGGUCUCAUCGCCGCCCGAAGAACUGGUCUACUCCGCGGUACUCAAAAGACCAAGGACUAGAUGGUCUAGCUAUUUGAGCAACUGGCAAAACGGCGCGAAUUGAGUUGUAGCUCUAGUUUUGAGACGGUCACAGAGAAACGUGGGGAAGGUCAUUGAUGCAUCGACCAAGGUCCCAGUGCAGGCUGAGCACUCGAAUUACGCAUCACCAUAGGCCAAUGAAACACAGUCUCCAAAAUCAACCAUAUUCCAAACACACUUCAGACAAACAAUACUUGAAAAGGAAGUUGCAG